Dromiciops gliroides (monito del monte) is the source of this 2612-nucleotide messenger RNA. RefSeq names its product solute carrier family 46 member 3 (gene SLC46A3). Gene Ontology annotation, biological process: vacuolar transmembrane transport. Lineage: Eukaryota; Metazoa; Chordata; Mammalia; Microbiotheria; Microbiotheriidae. Gene Ontology annotation, cellular component: lysosomal membrane. Gene Ontology annotation, molecular function: transmembrane transporter activity. The record is from RefSeq and is a predicted model, not a curated record.
UGCUAACGCUCCCGUGUGUGAGGUGCUGGCCCCUCUCCAGUCCUCUCUUGUCCUCGGGGCGGGGCUCCAGGGGGAAGCGGGCCGAGGCUCCGAUUGGGCAAAGCCGCAGGAGGACGUCACGGUCUUUGUCACCGUCUAGGGCAGGAAGGAGGAAGGGGGCGGGGGGGGGGGCAGCUCUCUGCCCCGCUCCGGUGGAAUGGGGUGGAAUGAGUGACGGAGGAGCUGCUGUCGCUCCCGGGGGAAGAAGGAAGUGAAAGGAGCCGAGGAGUAGGGAGAGCCCCAGGAAGGGGAGCCCACUUUAGGUGCGAGGGAGACGAUCUCAUCUGGCAACGGGCUCCAGAAGAUACCUGGAACCGCGACUCCUGUUCAGGCACGGUUCUAUGUGCUAGAUCUACACUGCAAGGGAGACCCCGGGCUAGGGGGGAGUAAUCAGACCACCCCCCUUAAAACCCCCUCCCCCCACCCCCGUAAUUGUGCGUGUCCAAGUGGAAUUCGCUUCGUUUGUGCGUUUAAAGAGCGGCCCUGAGGGUCCUAGGUGAGCUUAGUGAACUCAGGUUGAGCCCCUGCUAAUUUCACUUUGGCCGCCUAGACCUGGCCACACCGAUUGGCUGCUAAAGGUGGGUAGACUGGCCACACCGAUUGGCUGCUUCGGGUGGGUAGACUGGCCAUACCGACUGAAAGCUUCAGGUAGGGCGGAGCGCAUUUUCCCUCCUCCUCCUUCUGCUCCUGCUACUCCUCUAGUUGCCCAUGACUAAGAAGUGGGGGAAGCCCGGCUCACCCCGAGGGACAGGUGAGUCUUCUGCCUCCCACAGGAGUUGCCAUAAGACGGCUAGGAAGUACUGGUACUGAGAGCCAAGGAUGAAACUGGAACCCUAACACUCAAGACUCCUGCCCUGCCGGACCAACCGCAAGAUCUGAGCUUAAGAGAAUUAAACCAGACCUUCAUCAUGAAGAAGAUUUUAUUCAUAGAACCUGCCAUUUUCCUUAGUGCAUUUGCUUUUGUCUUUGACCACCCCACUGACAACCCAAUCAUUUAUCAGAGGAUAUGGAAGGAAACAAGCAACUAUAGCUAUAUAGAUAAUAACAAUAUUUCUGAAUGUGAAAGCAGAAAUAGCAAUCCAAUUUAUGAAAUCCAAAAGAAGAUCUCAAAAGAAAAACCUCUCUUUUUACGUCUUCAGAUAGACUUAAGUGGAUUGAUUCCCAGCAUUGUGGUUACCUUCAUUCUUUUUGUCCAACAGUGAUGAAAAAAGGACGCAAAUACCCCUCUGGUUUUGUCUUCUGUAGGUGCUCUUGCAAGCAGCAUAUGGUGUUUUUUGCUCUCAUAUUUGGGCUUACCCUAAGAACUCCUGGUAGCAUCCACCUUAAUCAGUGCAUUUUGUGGUAAUUCCUCAGCCUUUUUGGGAGGAUGCUUUGCUUAUAUAGUUGACCAAUGUAAACAAGAGAAACAGAAAACUAUACGGAUAGCCAUCAUUGACUUAAUACUUGGACUUGUUACUGGAUUAACAGGACUGUCUUCUGGUUACUUCAUCAAAGAACUUGGUUUCGUGUGGUCAUAUCUUAUUACUUCAUUGGCUCUAGCCGUUAACUUGAUAUAUAUUGUAUUUUUUCUUGAGGACCCAAUUGGUGUAUCUUCACAUCAGGAUUCUUCACGUCAUGGAGGUAAAAACUUAAAAAAAUUAUUUUUGAGAGCUUAUAUGCUUUUUAAAAACGUGCCUGGCAAACAAAGGACUUUGCUCUGUUUGCUACUUUUUACAAUGAUUACAUAUCUCUUGUAGUAAAUGGUUCAUCUCCUAUAUUUUAUCCUUUAUGAACUGAAUUCACCUCUCUGCUGGAAUGAAGUCUACAUAGGAUAUGGCUCAUCCUUAGCAAGCCUAUCUUUUUUGACUAGUUUUCUAGGGAUAUGGAUUUUUUCUUAUUGUCUUAAAGAUGUUUACAUGGUCUUCAUUGGAAUUUUGACCACUACUGGAGGAAUGGCAUUAGCUAGUUUUGCCAAAACAACGCUGAUGAUGUUGUUAGUCAGGAUCCCUUUCCUCUUUACCUUCAUGCCCUUGUCUGUUCUUCGAUCCAUGUUAUCCAAAGUGGUUCCCUCGACUGAACAAGGUACCUUGUUUGCUUGUAUUGCUUUCUUAGAGACGCUGGUUGGAGUCAUUGCAGUUUCUGCAUUCAAUGGCAUUUAUUCAGCCACCGUUGCUUGGUUUUCAGGAUUCACUUUUCUGCUCUCAGCUGGUCUUUUAUUAAUUCCAGGAAUCAGUCUAUGUGUUAUAAUGUGUACUAAUUGGCAUGAAGACCGUGAACUCCUUAUACAAGGAAAACCCGGGGAAGACGACGUAGUCAACUGAGCCAUUAUGAUUUUUUGCUUCUUCAUUAGCACUGUCAUAAUGCUCUACCUCUAUGCUAAAUGAAGUGAUGGAGCACAUGUCUAUCACACUGCUAAUUAACUAGCUGUUGACCAGAAAACAAGCCCCUACCAAUCAGGAACCAUGUUUUCUUUUUGCACUAACUUUUGUAAGAUGUUAUCUAUGCACAUUGAGCACUUAGUAUUAGAGUGAUGCUUACAAGGAUAUAUUAAUACCAAUACAGAGAUGGAAUUUUUCAGUGAGAUUUGGCCAGGG